Messenger RNA from Dioscorea cayenensis subsp. rotundata (Guinea yam), 1832 nucleotides. RefSeq names its product trans-cinnamate:CoA ligase, peroxisomal-like. NCBI's taxonomy places the organism in Eukaryota, Viridiplantae, Streptophyta, Magnoliopsida, Dioscoreales, Dioscoreaceae. The record is from RefSeq and is a predicted model, not a curated record.
UCAUAUUCUUCUUCUUAUUAUUAUAAGUAAUGGAUAAGCUACCAAAGUGUGGAGCCAACUAUACUCCUUUGAGCCCCAUCACCUUCUUGCAAAGAGCCGCUGCUGUCUACUCUCAACGCACGUCCAUCAUCUACAACUCCACCCGCUUCACAUGGAAGCAAACCUAUGAUCGUUGCCUCCGUCUCGCUUCAUCUCUCCGAUCACUAAACAUCACCAAAAAUGAUGUGGUUUCAGUACUUGCACCGAAUAUUCCGGCGAUGUAUGAGAUGCACUUUGCAGUGCCGAUGGCCGGGGCUGUGCUAAACACCAUAAAUACACGCCUGGAUGCCGGCCACGUUGCCACCAACCUGAAGCACUCCGAAGCCAAGCUCCUCUUCGUGGACUACCAAUACGUGCCACUCGCUCGAGAGACUCUCGACCAUCUCACAGCGGAUGGCGCACCGGUACCACUCGUCGUCGUGAUCGAUGAGAUCGACUCUCCAACCGGUGUGCGGAUGGGCGAGCUGGAAUACGAGCAGCUCAUCAUGUCUGGAGAGGAAUACCAAUAUAAUGGAGUGGACGAUGAGUGGGAUGCCAUCGCAUUGAACUACACUUCUGGCACGACGUCGGCGCCGAAAGGAGUGGUUUACAGCCACCGCGGCGCCUACCUGAGCACAAUGAGUCUGUUGUUACAGUGGGGUGUGGGGAAUGAACCAGUUUAUCUCUGGUCCCUUCCCAUGUUCCACUGCAACGGAUGGACCUUCACAUGGGGCAUGGCGGCACGAGGCGGCACCAACGUUUGCAUCCGCAGCACCGCACCAGCCGAGAUGUACCGCGCCAUCGCUGACCACAAAGUCACGCACAUGUGUUGCGCGCCAGUCGUGUUCAACAUCAUACUCGAAGCCAAGAACGAAGAUCGCCGCCCCAUCACGUCUCGUAUCGAGGUACUCACCGGUGGGGCGCCACCUCCGGCGGCGCUGCUGGAGAAGAUCGAGGAUAUGGGGUUUCAUAUAACUCAUGCUUAUGGUAUGACUGAGGCUACAGGGCCGGCUUUAGUGUGUGAGUGGAUGGCUGAGUGGGAUCUCCGGCCGGCGGAAGAGCGGGCUGAGUUGAAAGCUAGGCAGGGGAUCAGUGUGCUUUCUCUUCAAGAAGUGGACGUGAAGGAUGCGAAGACUAUGUCAAGCGUGCCACGUGAUGGAAGGUCACUCGGGGAGGUGGUGCUACGUGGUAGUAAUGUAAUGAAGGGUUACUUGAAGAACAGUAGGGGCACGGCUGCUGCUUUCAAGGAUGGUUGGUUUCUCACAGGUGAUGUGGGUGUUAUCCAUCCUGAUGGGUAUCUAGAGAUAAAGGAUAGAUCUAAGGAUGUGAUUAUAUCUGGAGGUGAGAACAUUAGUAGUGUGGAGUUAGAGACGGUGUUGUACCGGUAUCCGAUGGUGAGGGAGGCAGCGGUGGUGGCGAUGCCGCACCCGCGGUGGGGGGAGACACCGUGUGCUUUUGUGUCACUUGUCAAGGGAAAUGUUGGUGUGACUGAGGAGGAUAUUGUGUCUCAUUGUAGGAACAAUUUGGCAAGGUUUAUGGUGCCCAAGAAGGUGGUUUUCAUGGAUGAGCUUCCAAAGACCUCUACUGGCAAAAUCCUGAAGCUCAAGCUUAGAGAGAUUGCUAAAGGAUUACAGUUGGGACAAAAUGGACUAGUGAAGAAGGUGUUUAAGAAACGAGAUGAAGGGAUCCUUAUUUGAUUAAAUAUAUAUGUUGUAUUUUGUUAACAAGUGUUUUUUUUUUUUUUGGUUGGUAAAUUAUUCAUGUGGUCUUCUGUUAUUGUUCAACGUUCUAAAACGCAUUGUACUGUUUGGUAA